CACUGUCGACCCAGCUAAACAUUGUAGCCUGUAUGCUAGUGACAGACCUUACAUUUAACACUGCCGGAUAAGGUUACCCGUUAAACGUUUGACUGAGUUUCAGCAGGUCGCUUUCACAGCGUGCUACACUUAAAUAUGGUGUAUAAAAUGUUUUCAUCAAAAGGAAACUAAGUUUUUUUUUGUGAUACGCCCUGAAGCUGUUCCCUCCGAACACCCCCGCCAUUCCGCCCGAAAGGAUAAGUUGUGUUUUCGUGAGAAUUGGCCACAAAUAUGACGUGUUCGCCUCUUCUGCGUUGUUUAUUCCUUGGAUUUAUCUGCUCGGUGUUUGCUCAAGUCCACCAAGUGACGGACGAGAACACCGGUCCAGCGUUUAUUCUUAACUCAGAUUUGUAUUUGUCGGGACUAGUGAAGAGUCAGGAUGGACUGUUUGGGAUUUUCCGAGCGGAAAACAGUGAGCUGGGUACUAACUUGGUGAUAUAUGUCGACUUUAACACACACGAGGUUGUUAUCCGGAUGCGCUCCAGAGACAGCCGAAGCUACAAGUUAACGUUUCCGGUUCAGGAACUACAACAGCGGGAGUCCUUCCGGUUGAUAAUUCAUUUAAGCAGAUUAGGAUCCACAUCAAAUGGUAUAGCAAUAUACAUCAACUGUGAACUUAUUGCGCAGGACAACACGGAAGUUCCGCUAACGGAGGGACUACUGGGAGAACCUACAGUCACGAAAGACGAUGCUUUCAAUCUGUAUACGAGCCCUUCUGUUGAGGCCGUCUUUGAUAACCAGGGGUGUGACGUCAUUCCAGACCGGAUACUCACACUGCCCACGCGUCCUGACACGGACAACAUUGCAAACGAGGUCCCGUUGCGCCCUCCGCCGGUUAACAGAAACUAUUACGAUGGGGAUGAUCGGUUAACACGUGACCGGAACAGUUACAAUGAAGUUCCUGUUGCAGUUCCGCAACCAGACUACCAUCAGUUCCAGACAUUGGCUACUACCAUGAGGGACUUGGGUUACACAGUCCGGCAGCUUCAGAGGGAGAUUCAAAUGCAGACGACGGAGACGAGGUACCUGCGCGAGACCUUGCGCCAAUGCAGCAUGUGUCGUGGCCCCACCACAGUAUUGUCGCAACAGGACAGGCGUAGAGAGCUUCCGCUUCCGCCAAAACGGACAUGCGCACUCAACCCUUGUUUCCGGGGUGUAAGAUGUGUGGAUUCACAGCGUGGUUUCCGGUGCGGCGCAUGUCCAAGGGGAUAUCUUGGGAAUGGCAUGCGUUGUGAACUUCCGCCUACCUGCGCAAUUAAACCAUGUUUCGAGGGUGUUACAUGUGAGGACACGCGUGCUGGUUACCAAUGUGGCCCGUGUCCCCCGGGCAUGACAGGGGACGGGAGGAGAGGUAGUUGCCGAGUAAUUAGGAUCGGUUGCGAAACUAAUCCCUGUUUCCGGGGAGUUGAUUGUGCGGACACACUCGAGGGAUUCCGAUGUGGUCCCUGCCCUCCUGGUAUGACCGGCGACGGACGGAGGAGUGGUUGUCACGUGACAAGGAUUGGAUGUGAAACCAGUCCUUGUUCCCCUGAAGUAGAGUGUGUGGACACGCUAGAAGGGUUCAACUGUGGUCCCUGCCCCCCGGGCACGACAGGGGACGGGUUGAAGGGUGGCUGUCAAGUGAUAAGGAUUGGAUGCGAAAUUGAUCCCUGUUACAACGGAGUAGAGUGUAUCGAUACACUUGAAGGGUUCGUCUGUGGUCCCUGCCCCCCGGGCACGACAGGGAACGGGUUGAAGGAUGGUUGUCAAGUGAUAAGGAUUGGAUGCGAAAUUGAUCCCUGUUACAACGGAGUAGAGUGUAUCGAUACACUUGAAGGUUUCAUAUGUGGUCCCUGCCCCCCGGGCAUGACAGGGGACGGGUUGAAGGGUGGUUGUCAAGUGAUAAGGAUUGGAUGCGAAAUUGAUCCCUGUUACAACGGAGUAGAGUGUAUCGAUACACUUGAAGGGUUCGACUGUGGUCCCUGCCCCCCGGGCAUGACAGGGGACGGGUUGAAGGGUGGUGGUCAAGUGAUAAGGAUUGGAUGCGAAACUGAUCCCUGUUACAACGGAGUAGAGUGUAUCGAUACACUUGAAGGGUUUGUUUGUGGUCCCUGCCCCCCGGGCAUGACAGGUGACGGAUUAAGCGACGGCUGUGUAAUCGUAAGGAUCGGAUGUAACGUUAGCCCCUGUUUCCCGGGGGUCAAAUGCACCGAUACAGAUGAGGGGUUCCUAUGCGGACAUUGUCCCAUUGGUUUUCAAGGCAACGGUACAGUCUGUACCAAUGUCAAUGAGUGUGAACACCACAACCCGUGUUCAGAUCUAGCGGAAUGUAUCGAUACGGUCCCUGGCUUCCGGUGUUCCGAUUGUCCGGCAGGUUACAUCGGAAAUGACGUAGGGGGCUUUGGUGUGGAAAUGGCACAGAACCAGACACAGGUGUGUGAGGACAUAGACGAAUGUGUCACCCUAGACGAGAUGACCGGUGGAUGUACAGAACACUCUGUCUGUGUCAACACUGUGGGAAGUUUUGUAUGUGGAGAUUGUGACGAUGGCUUCAUUGGAAAUCAAACAUUUGGAUGCCGAAAAUUAGGAACACAGUGCCCAGAUGGGAUUUCCGAAUGUGACAUUAAUGCGCGGUGUAUCCUGCGCAGAGGGAUAAAAGGAUUCGUUUGUCAGUGCGGUAUCGGGUAUGCGGGUGACGGGUUUGUAUGCGGGAAGGAUACAGAUGUCGACAGCUGGCCUGAUAAGACGAUUGCCUGUACGGGCGGCAGGUGUAAGCGGGACAACUGCCCGUUGACCCCAAACAGUGGUCAAGAGGACACGGACUCGGACGGUAUCGGCGAUGCAUGCGACGACGACAUAGACAAUGAUGGCAUCAUCAAUUCUCCGGACAACUGCCCGUACGUAUCGAACCCCAACCAGGCUGAUGACGAUACCUCGGACAUACAAGGGGACGCGUGCGACAACUGUCCGCGCGUCCCUAACGCCGACCAGAUGGACACUGACGGGGACGGUAUCGGCGACAUAUGUGACCCGGACAAGGACAAUGACGGGGUAUUCAAUCAAGACGACAACUGCGAGCUAGUGGGGAACCCGGAUCAACUGGACACGGACGGGGACAAGUACGGGGACGCCUGCGACAACUGUCCAUUGGUCCCUAACAUGGAUCAGAUUGAUUCCGACAACGACCUCAUUGGCGACCUGUGUGACACCAACGCGGACGAUGACCAGGAUGGUGUGCAAAAUACCGACGAUAACUGCCCGGAUAUAGCCAACUCGGAUCAGACAGACACGGACGGGGACGGCAAAGGAAAUUCGUGCGACGACGAUGACGACAAUGAUGACGUACUUGAUGAAGAAGAUAAUUGCCCCCUGGUGGCCAAUCCUGACCAGACUGAUACGGACGACGACUUCAUCGGAGACGCGUGUCAGUAUGAUAGUGAUGGCGAUGGGUACCCAGAUGCAGAAGAUGUCUGCCCAGACAAUGGACAGAUCCAUUCAACCGACUUCCGGGCCUUCCAUACUAUUAUUUUGGACCCCGUGGGAGACUCACAGAUAGACCCAAACUGGGUCAUCCUCAACGAGGGAGCUGAGAUAGUCCAGACCAUGAACAGUGAUCCUGGCAUAGCCGUCAGUUAUACAAAAUUUAGCGGAGUCGACUUCAGUGGAACAUUUUUCAUCAACUCGGAGGUAGACGACGACUACGCCGGAUUCAUAUUCAGUUACCAAGACAACGCCCACUUCUAUGUUGUUAUGUGGAAGAAAGCUACCCAGACUUACUGGCAUCCGACGCCGUUCAGGGCGGUAGCCGAGCCGGGUAUACAACUAAAACUCGUCAAAUCGGAGACGGGGCCGGGUGAAAUUCUCCGUAACGCCCUCUGGCACACUGGCGAUACCAAAGGACAGGUGAAGCUGCUCUGGGUUGACCCCCGUAACAUCGGAUGGAAGGAAAAAACCGCCUAUCGAUGGGAACUUAUACAUCGUCCGGAAAUCGGACUUAUUCGGGUCUUGUUCUUUGAGGAGGCGAGUCUGGUGGCCGACUCCGGAAAUAUAUUUGACAACACCUUGCGUGGGGGCAAGCUCGGAGUGUUCUGUUUCUCACAGGAAAUGGUCAUCUGGUCAGACUUGGUGUACCGGUGUAACGAGUAUGUACCGGAUGCACUGCUGAAUGAGGGGGCGGAUCCGCUGGAACCGGGGACAGAUCUGGACGAGGAACUCAAAAAGGCAAACUCAUAAAGAGGAAGAGGCUGCCGGUUCACCAUUUGAUGUUUGAAACAGCUGGUUAUAGGAUUAUAGGAACAUAAAGACACGGCCUUCAACUGGAAACGGAUGUGUGAUGAAUUCAGUAUGUUGGCCUAAGGGGAUGGCUGUUUAAUUCACUGAAUUCAUGAUUUGCAGAUAAACUUUCGACUGUCUGAUUAUGAUCGACAGAUAAGAAGGCGAAUUCAGUUUCACGUGUAUAUAUCUGUUAUCUUAAUUGUUUGUAUAUACAUGCAUUAUGAAAAGUUCAAUUUACUUUUUUGAGACAAACAUCUGUUGAUAUGAUAAACAGGAAAUACUGCUUUUGUAAUCGUGACUGGUUUAUAAUAUACAGUGUAACAAUGGUAAUGCCUCCUCGUGCAUUACAUCUGUGAUUUAUGUUAAGGAUGUAUGCUACCUUACAUAUUAUACCUGUGAUUUGUGUUAAGGAUGUAUGCUACCUUACAUAUUAUACCUGUGAUUUAUGUUAAAGUUAAGGCUAUAUGCUACGUGUACAAUGCACCUACACAUUGUAUCUUCGAUUUAUGUUUUUAAAAAAUAGCAUCACCUUAUAAUUAAGAAUUGCACGAGAUUUAUCCAUGCAUCCUAAUGCACCUUCCAAACAGGUGUUCAGGUCACUAAACAUACCUCCUAAACACGGUGACGUUUUCUGUGUCUAGAACGUAUGGUCAAUAUGUGUGCUUCUUCAUCAAAAACCCAAGGAAUUUAAGCCAUACACGGGACAAACGGAGGUGAUUGUAUUAUUACCAUUGUGACUAUUUUUUUUUACAUGUGUACUUAAGACUAAUCUGAGGUUCAAUGACACAUUUGUGUCUGUAUCCAUCUAAAUAAAAGUAUAAUGUGUUGAUUAAGGUCAGCUCAGUACAUGUCGCUGCGGAGGUGUGUACAGUGCAUACAUCACCUUGCACCUUUAACAGACCUGGGAAAACUAACUUAAACUGCCGAAAAGGACAAUACGCCGACGACAUGUUUAUUAAUUGUUGUGACGUGAUAGAAUAAUGUUUAUUAUGUUUUUUAGUGUAUUACAAAUGUAUAAAUGUUGCAUGAUAUAAAUAAAUCCGUCAUUU
Mizuhopecten yessoensis (Yesso scallop) is the source of this 5342-nucleotide messenger RNA. Its product is annotated as cartilage oligomeric matrix protein-like. The transcript has 24 exons. The record is from RefSeq and is a predicted model, not a curated record. Gene Ontology annotation, molecular function: calcium ion binding. Bases 271 to 4251 code for a protein of 1326 amino acids. Lineage: Eukaryota; Metazoa; Mollusca; Bivalvia; Pectinida; Pectinidae. Gene Ontology annotation, biological process: cell adhesion. Gene Ontology annotation, cellular component: extracellular region.